CUUGUCCCACUGUCCAAGCAUCCUGAUCUCCAUCUCCAGUAUCUCACAUCGACACCGCAAACAAAAUGGCUACUAUAACUUCGCCAGUCGAUGACCUAGCUGCCCUCGACGUCAUCCUGGACACCGACCCUGAGACCUUAUCCCGCUGGUACCAGCUCGUGCAACCCGUCGAGGGCGCUCCAUUUAGUCGCUUCGCUAACACCUUUCCUGGUCUUACCGCCAAAGAUGUUUUCCUUAUGUCACGCAAUGCUGCCACCAUUGCAGCCCUACAAACCUUCGAGCACUCCGAGGCCAUCAAAGUGGCGCAUAAGGACAUGUCCCAGUUGGCGAGGCAGCUUCAGACCGAGAAAGAUAAAAGCAGGAUGCUGCAAGUCAAGCUUGACGCUGCCCUUCAUGCGGGUACUCAGAAGGACGUCACCAUCUCGGAGCAGACCAUGGAGAACCUUGAGCAUGACAAUCUCAUCGCCGAGUACGCGGAUACCAUUGCUGGGAGAGAUGGAGAGCUCGUCAAGAAGGGUGCUGAGGGUUCCAUUGCGUCCAAGGUCGCCGCCGAUAAGGACAACCUCACUACCAAUAGCAGUGCCGAAGGCGCCAUCGUGUCGCCUACCCGCAAGCGUGCGCACGUCGAGGGGCGUGAGGCUGUACUUGAGAUUGCUUAG
Macroventuria anomochaeta is the source of this 659-nucleotide messenger RNA. RefSeq lists its product as uncharacterized. NCBI's taxonomy places the organism in Eukaryota, Fungi, Ascomycota, Dothideomycetes, Pleosporales, Didymellaceae. The record is from RefSeq and is a predicted model, not a curated record. The coding region runs from base 66 to 659 and encodes 197 amino acids. The transcript has 3 exons.